This is a messenger RNA of Morus notabilis, 2254 nucleotides long. Its product is annotated as transcription factor RF2a. Gene Ontology annotation, biological process: regulation of DNA-templated transcription. Lineage: Eukaryota; Viridiplantae; Streptophyta; Magnoliopsida; Rosales; Moraceae. The transcript is spliced from 5 exons. The record is from RefSeq and is a predicted model, not a curated record. Gene Ontology annotation, cellular component: nucleus. The coding region runs from base 316 to 1956 and encodes 546 amino acids. Gene Ontology annotation, molecular function: DNA-binding transcription factor activity.
AGCAUUUAACCUAAUUGCCACUACUGCUACUACUUCAAUACAUUGCAUCUCUCUCUCUCUCCAAACUGUUUCUCUCUCUAACAUUUUUCACUCGUAUGUUGUUGUUGUUGUUGUUGUUGUUUGUCUUAAAGAAGAGCUUUUCUCCGCGACAAGUUUGAGGCAAACAAGGCCUUAACCUUAACCUCCCUUGUUUCUCGCUGUUUGUAUUUACUUGCCGCUUCAUUGCCGUGUACGGACAUUACUGUCCAUGUCUCUAAUUUGACUGGAGAAGAAGAAGAACAGUUAGGGUUUUUCAUCAUCUUUCUUUGGUAGAAAAUGGAGGGAAGUGGCGAAACUGGAACCGCGAUGCAAAGGCCUAAUUCGGCAUUUGGUUUCGGAGCGUCUCAAAUGGGAGGAGGAGUUCUUCCUAUGCGUAGUCUGUCGCCGAGUUUGAGCCCUGAUAACAGUAAGAGACCGGGAAUUCCUCCGUCGCACCCAAAUAAUCCGCUUCAUUCGCUUCCUUAUUCGAAGGUUUCGACGGGAAUUCGAUCGGGGAAUUGGCAAUCGAGUCCGCAGAAUUCGAGUCUCGGGUACGGGCCUUCUCACACCAGGUCUCUGUCGCAGCCCUCGUUUUUUAACCUUGAUUGCUUGCCUCCGUUGAGCCCCUCGGCGCAUCGCGAGGCGUCUCCUUCGUCGCUCUCCGACCCGGUUUCGAAUGAGAUUUCGAUGGAGGAAAAUGUUGUGAACUCUCAUGUCCCUUCGCUUCCUUCGCCUGUUAAUCGGAGUAGUCUUCCUCCGCGGAAAGGUCAUAGGCGGUCCAACAGCGAUAUUCUGUUGGGAUUUAACGCGAUGAUUCAGUCUUCGCCUCAGUUGAUUCCCAUCUCGAGCCGGGGAGUUUUGGAUGGAUCGGCUUCCGGGAGGGAGAAUCCUGUUCAGUUAGCGAAACAGGGGCAGAACAAGGAUAGAGAUGGGAACGGCAAUGCCAAUGGGAUUGGAGAGAAGAAAUUCGAAGGGGAGGUCGUUGAUGACUUGUUUAGUGCCUAUAUGAAUUUGGAACACAUUGAUAAAGUGAACUCAUCUGGUACUGAGGACAAGGAUUUCGAUAGCAGGGUUAGUGCAAAGUCGAAUGGUUGCGAAAGCAGCGACAAUGAGGUGGAAAGUAACAUGAAUGGAAAUCUAAAAGAGAAGAGGGAAGGAGUUAAAAGAAGAGCUGGUGGAGAUAUUGCACCAACUGCGCGACACUAUAGGAGUCUUUCCAUGGACAGUUAUAUGGAAAGUUUUCAACUUGAUGAUGAAUCGUUAAAGAUCCUACCAUCCGGAGCUGGUCAGCAAUCACCUAGCGGUUUGCUGGAUGGAAAUUCAAGUAAGUUCAGCAUGGAGUUUGGAAAUGGUGAUUUCAGCGCAGCUGAGCUGAAAAAGAUUAUGGAAAGUGAGAAGCUUACUGAGAUAGCCUUAUCGGACCCCAAACGUGCCAAGAGGAUUUUGGCUAAUCGGCAAUCAGCUGCUCGGUCUAAGGAGCGGAGAUCACGGUACAUUUCAGAACUGGAACACAAGGUUCAAACUCUGCAGACAGAGGCAACCACGUUAUCUGCCCAGGUUACAAAGUUGCAGAGAGAUUCCGUGGGUCUUACGAGCCAGAACAACGAGUUAAAAUUUCGUCUUCAAGCUAUGGAGCAACAGGCCCAACUCAAGGAUGCUUUGAAUGAGGCAUUAAGCGCAGAAGUCCAGCGUCUAAAGCUUGCAGCGGCAGAUCUCGGCGGGGAAGCUCACCUCUCGAACUGCAUGGCUCAGCAGCUUUCUUUAAACCAACAAAUGUUCCAUCUGCAGCAUCAGCAGCAAGUCCUUUAUCAGCUGCAACAGCAACAGCAACAGCAGCAGCAGCAGGCCCAACCCCAGCAACCGCUGCACUCUCAACACAAUGAAAUGUCUUCCCAGCAGCAUAACGGAAAGGUUGCCGGGCAUGAAUCGAACCAAUAGGCUGGUUAAUUCACCUAUUAGUUUCUGAUUAUUCGACUGCAAAGUGCCUGAACUUCUUUGUCUUUUUUGAAAUAAGAGUAGUAAAGAAUGGGUAUAUAGUAUACAUAUAUGCUUCUAAGUCUAAGAAUUGGAUGACUUUAUAUUGCAUUGUUUCAAUAUUACUUAAUAUUCUUUGUUCGGUGGGUUGGUAUAUUAUGUUGAGACACAUUUGGAACUGAAGUCAAAACUUUUAUCCAGUUAUUUCCUCCAUGAAACAGUUUAAGGUUGUUUGUACUUAUAAGCUGAGUUUCUAUAUGUA